Messenger RNA from Arabis nemorensis, 360 nucleotides. The record is from the annotation of a GenBank genome assembly. Lineage: Eukaryota; Viridiplantae; Streptophyta; Magnoliopsida; Brassicales; Brassicaceae.
AUGGAAGAAGCAGGUAAUAGAGAUGUUGUCAGAGAGGGGGAAGUAGGUGUGAAUGAACCAGAGGGUGAUGUCAUGGAAGAAUCUAAGAGUGUGAUGGACUCGAGUGUGAUCGCUGCGGAAAGUCACAUUGAAUCAGAGGGUGAGACUGAUGAGGUUGGUUAUGAAGAAAUUGUGCGUACUCCUAGCGUAGUGGUGAAGAAAGGAAAUCAAAAACUGAAAAUUUUAUCAUCUCAGAAGAAGAGGAUUAGAAGGCCUUCUCGUUUCCAACUGUCUCCUUUUGAUCAUUGGAAGGGCUUCUCGUUCUUGACAUAUUUAGGACAAUUUUGUUUUUUUUUUGUGGAGUGGAUUAGGACUACUUGA